GUGUGCAGGGGCCGGCCGGCGCCUCGGGGGCCGCCUCCGUGCCAGCCCGCCCCGGGGAGGGGCUCUUCCGCGGCGCCCCGGCCGCUCUGUGCUGCCGCACGUCCGCGGAGCCCGCUGCUGUGCCUCGCCGCGGCCUCGCCGUGCCGGAGUCCCUCGGCCGGUCAGAGAAGGAGGAGACAAGAACAGGAGAAAGGAAGAGUCUGAAUAUAGCUCCAGACCAUGGCGGCACGCUGGAAAAGAAUCCUGAUGAUUUUUGUAGCAGCUCAAGUACUCGUUGUGGUAAAUGCCUUCGAGGAAGAGGAUGUACCUGAAGAAUGGGUGCUUCUCCAUGUUGUUCAGGGUCAGAUUGGAGCAGGCAACUACAGCUAUUUGAGACUAAAUCAUGAGGGAAAGAUCGUGCUUCAGAUGCGGAGUUUAAAAGGUGAUGCAGACUUGUACGUAUCUGACAUGACACUUCACCCCAGCUUUGACGAGUACGAGUUACAGUCUGUAACCUGUGGCCAGGAUGUUGUCCACGUACCAGCGCACUUCCGCCGCCCAGUGGGAAUAGGGAUUUAUGGCCACCCCUCUCACUUGGAGAGCGAGUUUGAAAUGAAAGUGUACUAUGAUCGGACGGUUGUACAGUACCCAUCUGGUGAGGCUUCUUACAACCCUGAGGAGAUGGAGGCCAACCAGAAAUACUCACAGUCUACAGAAGAUGAGUCUCAGGACGAGGAGUCUGUUUUCUGGACUAUACUGAUUGGAAUCUUGAAAUUAAUACUUGAAAUUCUUUUUUAAAUUGACGCACACUGGGCUAAGUCACAUUUCAGCCUGUGAAAUUGAACAUGAAUGACUUGCUGUGAUAUUUAAUACACUUUGUAAUGGUUCCUGAAGAGGUAUUCAGGUUAUUUUUCCUAAACCAUAAAGGAAGUGGGGGAAAAAGCCAUAUUUAAUUUUAUAUUGUAAAUCCUCCCUCCCCUAUACAUAAAAUGAGCAGCGAGUACAGUAUUUGCAGUGUUCUUCAGAGAUCAGGGCUUAAAAACGAAUGUACAGUUGGGAUCUUGUUAAAUUAACUUUAAACAGGUGCUUAGGAAAAUCAA
Messenger RNA from Pezoporus occidentalis (night parrot), 1079 nucleotides. RefSeq names its product chromosome unknown C6orf120 homolog (gene CUNH6orf120). The coding region runs from base 220 to 777 and encodes 185 amino acids. The record is from RefSeq and is a predicted model, not a curated record. The transcript has 2 exons. Lineage: Eukaryota; Metazoa; Chordata; Aves; Psittaciformes; Psittacidae.